UUCCCUCCCAGAAGGGCGGGGAAACAGAGAGGAAAUGCUGCUGCAGCCAAAGGGAAAAAGGCUUCCUCCCUCCCUCCCUGCUGGAGUUUGGCUUCCCCCUUUUCAGAUCCGGAAGGAAGGCGUUUCUGUGCUUGAUUUGCAGCCAGCUGGAAGGGAGCAGGGAAGGCUUGGCUUUGGAGAAGCCAAGCAUGGCAGCCCAGGAGCCCCCCAUCCACUCCAUUCCUUUGGAAGAGGAACCCAGGCUGCUGAAGCUGAAGAAGAAGUUCAUCUCUAAAUUUAAAUCCACUCCCAAGUUUUAUGCUCGAGCACCAGGGCGAGUCAACUUAAUAGGAGAACAUAUUGAUUACUGUGGGUAUGCUGUACUCCCAAUGGCCAUAGACCAAGAUAUACUCAUUGCAGCCGAACCUCUGAACACUCCUGUCAUCCACUUGGCCAAUGCAAACGACUUGUAUGCGGAUUUUAGCACAAAUGUUGAUAACAUUCAGAUUAAUCAAACAAAACCGUUGUGGCACAACUACUUCUUAUGUGGAUUCAAAGGAAUUGAGGAUCAUUUCGGUCUCGACAGCCCAAGUGGAAUGAACUGCCUUAUAGAGGGCACGAUUCCCCCAAGUUCUGGCCUCUCCAGCUCCAGCGCUUUGGUUUGCUGUGCGGGACUUGUGACUCUCAUGGCAAAUGGGAAGACUCUUCCAAAGGUGGAAUUGGCUGAACUUUGCAGCAAGAGUGAACGCUAUAUUGGCACACAAGGAGGAGGCAUGGACCAAUCCAUCUGUUUCCUUGCAGAGAAAGGAACGGCCAAGCUGAUAGAGUUCAAUCCUCUGAGGGCAACUGAUGUGAAGCUUCCAGAGGGAGUUGCUUUUGUUAUCGCAAACAGUUGCGUGGAAAUGAACAAGGCAGCAACUUCUCAUUUCAAUAUUAGGGUGAUGGAGUGUCGUCUGGCCACAAAGCUUUUAGCAAAAUCCAGAGGCCUAGACUGGAAAGCAAUGCAAAAGCUCCAGGACGUACAGAUCAAACUCAAACGGAGCUUAGAGGAAAUGCUGGAUGUGGUUGAGGAGGUGCUUCACCCUGAGCCUUACAGCAUCGAGGAAAUUGGAGAAAAACUGGGAAUUAGCCCCAAAGAGCUUCGCAGUGAGAUCCUCAGCCAGAACACCCAAGAUGUGGCCACUUUUAAGUUGUACCAGCGUGCAAACCAUGUGUACAGUGAAGCUGCCCGAGUGCUGGAGUUCAAAAAGACCUGUAUGGAGGCACCUGAUGAUGCUGUCUGGUUGUUGGGAGAUGCAAUGAACAAAAGUCACUCCAGCUGCAGAGACUUGUACGAGUGCAGCUGCCCCGAACUGGACCGGCUGGUGGACGUCUGCCUGCAAUCUGGAGCAGUUGGAUCGCGCCUCACUGGGGCAGGAUGGGGUGGCUGCACCGUGUCAAUGGUUCCUGUGGACAAACUGGAGACAUUCCUCACAAACGUGAAAGAGGCUUACUAUACCAAGAGGAGGCCGGGAUUAGUCAUGGAGGAAAGCACCUUGUUUGCCACCAACCCUGGUGGUGGAGCUAUGGUUUUUCUUGAGGCCUAAAGGAUGACUAACCCAAAAAAUAGUUGGGGACGCUGUGAAGUUGACAGAGCCCUGGCAAUACUGUUUUUGAAAAACUGUUUUAACCUGUUUAUACCAAUCACUGUGAUAAUCCUUUUUUUAAAAAAAAAUUAAGAACAUUACUUAUUUAGGCAAUCCCUCGUAGCCCGAGGAUGAUGGUCCUCCAAGUGAUACCAAUUCUAUGGCGGUUCGUGGCUUCAUUGACAGCUGGACUGGCUCUGUUGAGAUAUCCCUCUGCACCGACUCUUCUGGAGUCACAGGGGUAGAGUGGACAGCAACCGACACAUUUAUAUCCCACUGGUGACCUUCUGCAGUUGGGUGUUUUGCUAUGAUAGUCACCUCCGAUUUCUUUGGUGGAAGACUCUUUGAGGUGCUUUUAACUUGUCCUGAAGCAGAAAGUACUAUGAGGGAUAUGGCUAUACUGGAAGUGAGUGGUUCUAUUGGUGGUUGGGCUGGCAUUGUUGGAGUAUUUACAAGUGCGUUCAAUUUAUUUUCUGCGGUGGAUCCGUAGGUGUCUGUGGAGCCCUAUUCUUGACCACAUUUUCUCCCGCAGUGAGGACAACGGUUUCCAGGUGGAAGGUGGUCCCGGUCAGGGUUGGCUUGACACACCUUCCUCUUGGCACAUUUCUCCCUUUCACCCUCCAUUCGUGCCUCUUCAAAUUCUACAGCACUGCUGGUCACAGCUGACCUCCAGUGAGUUGCCAUGACGCACCUUCCUCUUGGCGCAUUUCUCCCUCAACCAAUUAUCCUGCUAUACAAGUAAACGAUGGCUAUGCUGGUAUGGCUGUACCAGGAGCUCCAACUUUAUUUUCUUUCUGUUAUCUGUUUUGCAGUCAUAGGACAGGCCUCCUGUCCAUCAUAAUUAAGCUUUGGUUCCGCCCCUUGUUCAGGGCUCUGGGAGGGAAAGGAGCCAUUUUUGGGGCAGUCUCACACAAGGUAGCUAAGCUAUAGGACGUAGACCAGCUCGUCCCGUAGAAAAGCUUCCUUUCUCAAUAACCAUCCAGGGAAAAAGAGGCAUCCAGAGAAAAAUAACAUCCGGGAAUAGAGAAGCAGAAAUUCCAGGAGAAAGGUCCCAAAAGCUCUGGCUGAGAGCUCACAGCCUCACAGCAUCAGAGGGAACAGCCCUGAAGUUUCUAAGAAUUCUCGAAGGGAGAACAGCACUACAGAUCCAUGGAACUCCAGCUGAAAUAUCUUCAAGCCUCGGCUGGUAGGUCUACUCGAUACUCAGACGCAUUUGGAGUCGGUAGUAGGUCUCACACCGAUGAGGCAUAGAUAGAAAGCAGCCUGAGAGAGGUUAAAAAGGGUUUUUCCUACAGAGAAAGUUUAGUUAAUCAGUCAGGUGCCAGUCCAUUGAGGACUAGACUAAGAAAGCCUUGAAGUGUUGUUUGAACAAUUGAAGAUUUGUUGUUUGUUCCAUAAUAAAGACUUUGUUGCAUAGUUAAA
This is a messenger RNA of Anolis sagrei ordinatus, 3026 nucleotides long. It is a transcript of the gene GALK2, whose product is annotated as galactokinase 2. Gene Ontology annotation, cellular component: cytoplasm; cytosol. NCBI's taxonomy places the organism in Eukaryota, Metazoa, Chordata, Lepidosauria, Squamata, Anolidae. Gene Ontology annotation, biological process: carbohydrate phosphorylation; galactose metabolic process. The record is from RefSeq and is a predicted model, not a curated record. Gene Ontology annotation, molecular function: ATP binding; galactokinase activity.